GCCGCUGAGGAGAGGCUUCUCAAGAACCUGUUUGCCCGCUACAACAAGCUGUCCCGGCCUGUGGCCAACACCUCCGAUGUGGUGCUGGUCCACUUUGGCCUCUCCAUCGCCCAGCUCAUCGACGUGGAUGAGAAGAACCAGAUGAUGACGACCAACGUCUGGGUGAAACAAGAGUGGAAUGAUUAUAAACUCCGCUGGAACCCAGAGGAGUACGAGAAUGUCACCUCCAUCCGCAUCCCGUCGGAAAUCAUCUGGAGGCCUGAUAUUGUGCUUUAUAACAACGCUGAUGGUGACUUCGCGGUGACCCACCUGACCAAAGCCCACCUGUUCUACGACGGACGCAUCAAGUGGAUGCCGCCGGCCAUCUACAAGUCCUCCUGCAGCAUUGACGUCACCUUCUUCCCCUUCGACCAGCAGAACUGCAAGAUGAAGUUUGGCUCGUGGACUUACGACCGUGCCAAAAUCGACUUGAUCAGCAUAGCCAGUGAUGUGGACCAGAUGGACUACUGGGAGAGCGGCGAGUGGGUGAUCAUCAACGCCGUGGGCAAGUACAACACCAAGAAGUACGAGUGCUGCACCGAGAUCUACCCCGACAUCACCUAUUACUUCAUCAUCCGCAGGCUGCCGCUCUUCUACACCAUCAACCUGAUUAUACCAUGUCUGUUGAUCUCCUGUCUGACAGUCUUGGUCUUCUAUCUGCCCUCCCAGUGUGGCGAGAAGAUCACCCUGUGUAUCUCUGUGUUGCUGUCUCUCACAGUCUUCCUCUUGCUCAUUACCGAGAUUAUUCCGUCCACCUCGCUGGUUAUCCCGCUCAUCGGCGAGUACCUCCUCUUCACAAUGAUCUUUGUCACCCUAUCUAUCAUCAUCACCGUCUUUGUGCUCAACGUCCACCACCGCUCGCCGCGCACCCACGGCAUGCCGCACUGGGUGCGCCGGGUCUUCCUGGACCUGGUGCCUUGUGUGCUUUUCAUGAAGCGGCCACCGGCCACCGCCAAGCAGAACUGCCGGAAGCUGAUUGAGAUGAUGCACCGGACCAGCUCCUCGACAGCAGCCAGUCAGUCGCAGUCUUUCUGGGCCGGGGUGGAAACGGGGCUAGGACAGCUUGGACAGCUGGGACACACAAUGCCUGCCACCCCCUCUGACAGCUCCAACAUCCUGGCCCUUUCCCCUUCACCAUCUCCCUCUCCUACCCAGGGCCUGCCCUUGGAGAAGCACCCCAUCAAGGCCCCCCAGCUCUUCUGCCGCUCCCCCUCCAGCCAGUACUCUAUCCUCCUUGAGGAGCCUGGCAAGCUUGGGAACACCACCUCCCCUUUGUCCUGCUCAACCCACUCCUCCACUCCAAUAUCCCCGUCAAUGAGAAGGGCCAUAGAGGGUGUGCAGUACAUCGCUGACCACCUCAGGGCAGAGGACGCCGACUUCUCAGUAAAGGAGGACUGGAAGUAUGUGGCCAUGGUCAUUGACAGGAUAUUUCUGUGGAUGUUUGUACUAGUGUGUAUACUGGGAACACUGGGACUAUUCCUUCCUCCUUGGCUGGCUGGAAUGAUCUAG
Oncorhynchus masou masou (cherry salmon) is the source of this 1548-nucleotide messenger RNA. RefSeq names its product cholinergic receptor, nicotinic, alpha 4b (gene chrna4b). The coding region runs from base 142 to 1548 and encodes 468 amino acids. Gene Ontology annotation, molecular function: acetylcholine-gated monoatomic cation-selective channel activity; acetylcholine receptor activity. The record is from RefSeq and is a predicted model, not a curated record. Lineage: Eukaryota; Metazoa; Chordata; Actinopteri; Salmoniformes; Salmonidae. Gene Ontology annotation, cellular component: postsynaptic membrane; plasma membrane; neuron projection. Gene Ontology annotation, biological process: monoatomic ion transmembrane transport; nervous system process; regulation of membrane potential. The transcript has 6 exons.